Myxozyma melibiosi is the source of this 2497-nucleotide messenger RNA. RefSeq names its product dipeptidyl peptidase III. Bases 220 to 2442 code for a protein of 740 amino acids. The transcript has 2 exons. Gene Ontology annotation, cellular component: cytoplasm. Gene Ontology annotation, biological process: proteolysis. NCBI's taxonomy places the organism in Eukaryota, Fungi, Ascomycota, Lipomycetes, Lipomycetales, Lipomycetaceae. Gene Ontology annotation, molecular function: metalloexopeptidase activity; dipeptidyl-peptidase activity. The record is from RefSeq and is a predicted model, not a curated record.
CCUAUUCUACAGUGAAGUAGUAUAGAAUAUGUAGUAGUAGUAAACUUGUAGUAGUAAGUAUUACUAAUAUCUCACAUAAUCCACUCGGACCUCUCCUCAACCCGGCAUCGCGAAGAGCCCAAGUCCGAAGAGCCAGAAAGACAAAGACAAUUCUUCUCAACCUCAUCUCCGUCUGCUCAAUUGCUUUUCCUUCAACAAGAGCAGCAUCAAACCAGGUAUAUGCUCGCUCGUCGCUCUCUCUGCCGACGACUUCCACUCUGGUACGCAACCCUCACCACUUCUCCUCAACCUGCUACCUCCUCCUCCACUUUAUCCUCUUCAUACUCCUCAGCUUCGACAAUGACUGCGCCGGAUCACCUUCUCGCCGACGCGAAACCGCCUAUCAUCUUCCUCUCUGCAAAGCCCCACUUCGAGGCUCUCUCGCAGACCGAGAAACUCUACGCCCACCACUUCUCAAAGGCCGCGCACUUCGGCACCCGCGUCGUCCUCCGCCAAGUCUCGCCCUACUCCGAAGCAAUCUUCGACCUCAUCCUCGCCUUCCACUCCGCGCUCUCCCCCGCCGGCGGCAUCCGCGCCGCCCUCACUAGCGACGCAACCCUCUCCGCCGACGAAGCAACGCAGCUGCUCGAGUACUUUUCCCAAUUCCUCUCUAACCUGGGAGAAUACAAGUCCUUCGGCGACAUCAAAUUCGUCCCGCGUCUCCCCGCCGACAGCUUUGCGCGCGCGGCAGAGCGCGCUGGGGUAGCGGAGCAGUUCGAGGCGCUGCGCGUGCCGAUCUAUAGCACUGAGCCUGCGGCCGCGACGUUGCUGGGAUAUCCCGAGUCUGGACAUGUGACGGGGUACUACCCUCGCGCGGCCGGCGACGUGAGCAAGGCCGAGGUCGAAGCGAUUCACGACGCGAUCGGCGGUGUGCUGUUGCCUGAGAACACGCGCGUGAGCAAGGUCGGCGAGGACGAGUACAAGCUGCUGAUUGCGUCUGCGACGCGAACCCCCUCGAUCCGAGACGGCGGCGAGACGACGGAGUACCCUGUUCCUUCUAUCAGCAAGACGGCAAAAGUCGUGGUCGAGUACGGCGACCACGCGGUCGAGAUGGGCAAGAUCGCAGGGGAGUUGGCAAAGGCAAAGGAGUACGCUGCGAACGAGAAGCAGGCGGCGAUGCUGGACGCGUACGUAAAGUCCUUUGAGCAAGGAAGUAUGCAGGAGCACAAGCGGUCGCAGCGCGAGUGGAUCGGGGAUAUCGGGCCCGCGGUCGAGACCAACAUCGGUUUCAUCGAGACCUAUCGCGAUCCGGCGGGGAUCCGCGGCGAGUGGGAGGGUUUGGUCGCGAUGGUGAACAAGGAGCGGACAAAGACGUUUGGCGCGCUGGUCGAUGGCGCGAAGGAGUACAUCGGGUUGCUUCCGUGGGCAAAGGACUUUGAAAAGGACGUGUUCACGCCGCCGGACUUUACCUCCCUCGAGGUGAUGACGUUUGCGGGCUCGGGCAUCCCUGCGGGAAUCAACAUCCCAAACUACGACGACAUCCGGCAGACGAUCGGGUUCAAGAACGUGUCGCUGGGGAACGUGCUGAACGCGAAAUCAAGCGGCGAGAAGACCCCGUUCAUCCGCGACUGCGACGCGGAGCUGUACGAGAAACUGCGCGGGCCCGCGUUCGAGCUCCAGGUCGGUCUGCACGAGCUCCUCGGCCAUGGCUCGGGCAAGCUGCUGUCCGAGACCGAGGCCGGCAAGUUCAACUUUGACGUGAGCAAGCCGCCGGUGUCGCCGAUCGACGGAAAGCCCGUGACGACGUACUACAAGCCCGGGCAGACGUGGGGAUCGGUGUUUGGCACGACCGCGGGCGCGUACGAGGAGUGUCGGGCCGAGUGCGUGGCGAUGUACCUGUGUCCCGAGCCCGCGCUUCUCGAGAUUUUCGGGCACACUGCGACCUCGACCGAAGUCGGCCUCGCCGACGACGUAGUCUACAUCGCAUACUUACUCAUGGCGCGCGCGGGUCUGUCCGCGCUCGAGUUCUGGGACCCGCAGACAAAGAAGUGGGGCCAGCCGCACAUGCAAGCGCGGUUCUCGAUCUUAAAGCAAUUCCUCGAAGCCGGCGACGGGUUCGUCGAGCUGCGCACGGCGGAAGAGGAUAUGUCUGAUCUCGAGAUCGUGAUGGAUCGGAGCAAGAUCGCGACGCACGGACGGAAGGCUGUGGGCGCGUAUUUGCAAAAGUUGCAUGUGUACAAGUCCUCUGCUGACGCGGAGCGCGGGAAGGCGCUGUUUGCGCAGACGUCGGAGGUCACGCCUGAGCUGGCGAAGUUGAGGCCGAUUGUGAUGAAGAAGAAGUUGCCGAGACGGUUGCUGGUGCAGGGGAAUACGUUUGUGAAGGAGGAUGGGGGGGUUGAGUAUCGCGAGUAUGAGGAGUCGGCGGAGGGUAUGAUUCAGAGCUUUGCAGAGCGCGAGGUGUAGUUGAUCUAGUCUCUACUUUGCUUAUAUAAAUAAAAAUACAUGCUUUACAUAUAAA